GCCCUCGCCGCCAAGAGAGCCCAGGCAGCGCUUGUCCCUCCAGAGGACUUUUUCAAGCAAGGCGACUACGAAGGAAGGUACUCCCGCUUUGACGACCGGGGCGUGCCUACACAUGCGGAGGAUGGGAGCGAGCUUCCGAAAAGUGCAGUAAAGAAGCUGGUCAAAAUAUACGAGGCGCAGGUCAAGAAGUACAGCAAGGCCACGGCAAGCGAAGUUGAUGGCCAACCAAG
Messenger RNA from Symbiodinium necroappetens, 230 nucleotides. The record is from the annotation of a GenBank genome assembly. Lineage: Eukaryota; Dinophyceae; Suessiales; Symbiodiniaceae.